AUGAAGAGAUAUAGAGAGGAGGAGGAGGAUGAGUACUCGCUCCUCUGUGGAGAGCUGUCGUGGUGUAGGGGACCGAAGAUCGGCCAAGGAGCUUUUGGGUCUGUAUACAUAGCAGAACUGAAGAAACCCAGAGCUUUUGGGUCGGUUGUGGCUGUGAAAUCGGCAGAUCCGUUAAAUGGGAAUUCGCUUAUGUGGGAAAAGAGGGUUCUUGAUGCUCUCCAAGGCUGUCCUAAUGUUAUUCAGACAUUUGGAGCAGAAACGACAAAAACGAGGAAUGGGACUGUGCUCUACAAUGUCCUCUUGGAAUUUGCUUCGGGAGGAAGCCUUGCCGAUUUAAUACUAAAAUCAGGCUGUCGUGGGUUGUCUGAGAGCGAUGUCAGAAAGCACACAAAGGCUAUUCUUGUGGGGUUGAAACACAUUCAUGCUCGUGGCUUUGUUCACUGUGACUUGAAGCCUGAUAAUGUUCUGUUUGUGCCUACUGCUGAUGGGUUUGAGGUGAAAAUUGCUGAUUUUGGAUUGGCAAAGAGAGUUCACAGUUGCCAGACAGAGACAGAGACUCCAUCUUGGAGAGGGACUUCCUGGUUUUUAGCACCAGAAUGUGUAAUUUACGGGCUACAAGAGGCCUUCUCUGAUAUAUGGGCUCUUGGAUGCACCGUGCUUAUCAUGCUCACCGGACAACUACCGUGGGCUACCGUGUCUGGUUCAAAGGAGUUUGAAGAUCUUAUGUCUCAAAUUCGGUCUGAAUCAGUGCCUGACAUUCCGGACGAGAUAUCAAACGUGGCAAAGGAUUUCUUGAAGUGCUGUUUUGCAAUAAAUCCCAUGCAUAGAUUGACAGCUGAUGCGCUGUUAGAUCACCAAUUUCUGGAGGAUUUAGAUGAGACAGAUUCUUCUUCACAUGUUCAACUAUCAAAAGAAAAAGCUGCAAAUGCUAAGAGGAUUAAAUGCAGUCCGUCGUCUUUUCCUUUUGGGUGUAGCUUCAUACCAUUGUCGGAUUUUUCAUCACAAGAGGCAGAGGUUCCAGAGAUUCGAGCUGAAAAUACAAACGCGGUCACAUCUUUUCCUUUUGGGUGUAGUUUCAUACCCCUACCAGAUUCUUCAUCAGAAGAGGGAGAGGAGGAGGACAUCCGACAACCUGCUGAUUCUUCUGCUGAGCAAAUUAGCUGGAGUGCAGUUUUCCCAAAACCACUCAUCCGCUCAAGGCCUUUAGCUCAUUGGCAACAUCCCUUUACUUUCACAGCUUGUGCGGGGGCUUAG
This is a messenger RNA of Corylus avellana, 1254 nucleotides long. The record is from RefSeq and is a predicted model, not a curated record. NCBI's taxonomy places the organism in Eukaryota, Viridiplantae, Streptophyta, Magnoliopsida, Fagales, Betulaceae.